Molecule: messenger RNA, 446 nt
Organism: Arabidopsis lyrata subsp. lyrata
Lineage: Eukaryota; Viridiplantae; Streptophyta; Magnoliopsida; Brassicales; Brassicaceae
Product: defensin-like protein 124
Exons: 2
Coding region: 163-375 (70 amino acids)
Source: RefSeq, a predicted model, not a curated record
UUCUUACUUGUUUUGUUAUGAUAUUUAGUCAUUUCCAGAAUCUACUUUUUCUUUUUUACCUUUUAUAGUUGAGGCAUGCAUCUAAUUUCUUAUUAUAUAUAGAGCAUUCAUAAAUCCAUUUCUUUUUAUUUUAAAGUUUUCAUUUCGAUUGUAUCAUCAGAAAUGUCUAAAGCCACUGUUAUUGCUAUCUUUAUGGUCGUUCUCGUUCUAGGGAUGGUGACGAAAGAGACGCAAGGACAUACGUGUGUUGACUAUUUUGAAGUAACACUCCCAGAUGUAUGUGAAGCUAAUUGGUGUACCAGCGAUUGUCUUAAGGUGCACAACGGAAAAGGCACGUGUUGGCAAAAAUUUUGCCAAUGCAUUUAUGAUUGCUGAUAUUUGAUGUUCAUUUUCUUCCUAUAAACUAUCAUCAAUUCUAAUAAUAAAAUAAUAAUUUUUAGUUUUUA